This is a messenger RNA of Neurospora tetraspora, 1603 nucleotides long. RefSeq lists its product as uncharacterized. The transcript has 2 exons. Bases 114 to 1268 code for a protein of 384 amino acids. NCBI's taxonomy places the organism in Eukaryota, Fungi, Ascomycota, Sordariomycetes, Sordariales, Sordariaceae. The record is from RefSeq and is a predicted model, not a curated record. Gene Ontology annotation, molecular function: hydrolase activity.
UGAAACGAAGGUGGUCACAGGUUAUAAAAAACGAGCCGUCACCCUCUCCACCACCUGAAAUCCACCCCUUUCAGAAAGUCAAAGUCGAAGAAUCAGCAUCACCACCGCCAACAAUGACCAAACCCACAACCCUCCUUGACGUGGUUAAGGACUGCGACAACUUCCUCUACCCCUGCUACCAAAACCCCCAUCUCCAAUCCUUCUCCUCCACCACCGUCUCCCGCGCCUCCCUCUCGCCCUCUCCAGCCCCCUCCUCAGACACCGCCAUGACAGCCCCAGACCCCUACUCACGCACCCUCUCCACCCUCUGGACCUUCCACCUCCCUUACGACCCCGCGCCCCAUGGUCUCCUCACCCACCACGUCGUCAGUAACAUGCGGUGGACCAAGCACUUCUACCACGACGUCUCCAACCAGGCCGUCGACCUUCUCGCGCCUUCUGGGGAGGACCUGCUCCCCGAGGACAACGGCUCCUGGGAAGUCGCCUGUUCGCGGAUCCUGGACGAGCAGAUAGAGCUGGCCAGACAGGAUAAUGUCCUGGGCAAGAUUCUGGGACCCAAGAAGAAGGGGGAGCAGUUCCCUAUCGUUGGCGCCAAGUUCGAUGUGGGCGUGGAUCGGUCGGCGAUAGGAUUGCUGGGGAUGGUGGGGAGGGGGGCGCAUAUGACCGUUUACUCUCGCGUUCGCUCCAAAUCGUUGGAUGGACAAAGGGAGGACUUUCGGUUUUGGAUUCCGAGGCGCGAUCGUGGGAAGUCGACCUAUCCGGGGCGGUUGGACCAGGCGGUAGCGGGUGGAGUGGCGAGGGGGGAAACGCCGUGGGAGUGUAUAGUCCGGGAAGCAGUCGAGGAAGCGGGGUCCGCGUUGAGCGAGGAGUUCGUGAGGGCGAAUGCGAAGGCGGCGGGCACGGUGACUUGGCUCAACAUCUCCGACUACCGCGCCGGGCCAGGACAAGAAGGAUUGGUGAACCCGGGCGUACUGUACGUCUAUGACUUGGAACUGCCUGAUGGGGGGAGAGAUUUCAACUUCCAGCCGGUGCCCGGAGAUAUUGAGAGUUGGGCGGUCAUGGACACGAAUGAUGUGAUGGCGGCCAUGAAGAAGUUCGAAUUUAAGCCGAGUUGUGCGGUGGUUAUGAUCGACUUCUUGGUGAGACAUGGUGUGAUUACGCCAGAGAAUGAGCCGGAUUACGUCGAGAUUGUGAGUCGGUUGCAUCGGCUGUUGCCCUUGCCGACGAGUGCGAGGAGGGAGCGCCAGAGGGAGGGCAAUGGCGUUUGAGGGGCGAGUGAUAGGGUAUGCAGUUUUAGCCAACAGAGUGAAAGAGUGUUGGGAAGAGGAAUGGGAGAGAACAUCGCAUGAGGACAUGAAGGACAACCAGUCAACAAGGGCAAAACAACGAAAGGGACACGCAUGCUGGGCCUGGAAAAGUGGCAUUGGAAUACAAUCUAAUGCUGGUUCGUUUAUUACCUUGGUACACCUGGUAUUUUGGACGAGAUCUAUGCCGAGUUGUCCCAAACCUUAUAAGGACGCAUUAAAAUGAUUAGAGGUAGGUAGGUACGGAUGAGAUAUGUUUAAAGGAUUGAUCGAACAUGCAUUAACAAGAUUUAACAUCA